CCUUGCGCGUCGGAGUCGACCAAGUACACCUGGCAAGCCCAAUCUCCACCACCUCUGUCCUCUCCUUCUCGAGGGCCUCGAAGCACUACCUACUCUCGGACUCGGAGUCGGCUAGACAAUUUCCCAUCCACCAUGCGAUUCUCCGCAACGACCCUCCUGAUCACGGCGCUGGCGUGGUUCACCACGGUGACCGCACACAACAUCCAGCUCCGGUCUCACUCCCGAGAAUGCUUCCACGAGUCGCUGCACAAGGAUGACAAGAUGACUGUGUCAUUCCAGGUCGGUGACCGGGAGUUCGGCGGCAGUGGCAAUCUGGAGAUCGAUUUCUGGGUUGAGGACCCCCAGGGCCACCGUCAGUACUACAAGCACGCCAUCUCGUCGGAGGAUUACUCGUUCGACGCCCACGCGGACGGCAAAUACGUCUACUGCUUCAGCAACGAGGGAUGGGCCUCGAACUCCAAGGAAGUGUCUUUCAACGUCCACGGCAUUGUCUACGUCCCUGAAUCGGAAUUGGCGCAGGAUCCCUUGGAGGCCGAAGUCCGCAAACUCUCGGAGGCUCUGGCCCAGGUCAAGGAUGAGCAGUCGUACAUUGUUGUCAGAGAGCGGGUUCACCGGAACACUGCGGAGAGCACCAACGCGCGGGUCAAGUGGUGGAGUAUCUUCCAGCUGGCUGUGCUGAUCGGCGAGGGUGUUUUCCAGGUGUGGUGGCUGAAGAGAUUCUUUGAGGUCAAGCGUGUUGUCUAGACUGAUUACUUACGAGCGUGAUAUUAUCGGGGAUUUACCUUGGCAUUCUUAUAACUGAAUUAUGGAACCUUUUUUUUUUUUCCAUGAAUAAGAUCAUCUGGAUGAUACUUAGUCUGGAGAUACACCUAAAUAAACUAUCUGUAUACAACCACCACUACAAAAGUCGACCCAUAACCCAA
Messenger RNA from Aspergillus ibericus CBS 121593, 923 nucleotides. Its product is annotated as emp24/gp25L/p24 family protein. NCBI's taxonomy places the organism in Eukaryota, Fungi, Ascomycota, Eurotiomycetes, Eurotiales, Aspergillaceae. The transcript has 4 exons. The record is from RefSeq and is a predicted model, not a curated record. Bases 133 to 744 code for a protein of 203 amino acids. Gene Ontology annotation, cellular component: Golgi apparatus; COPII-coated ER to Golgi transport vesicle; endoplasmic reticulum. Gene Ontology annotation, biological process: Golgi organization; protein retention in ER lumen; endoplasmic reticulum to Golgi vesicle-mediated transport.